Onychostoma macrolepis is the source of this 3011-nucleotide messenger RNA. It is a transcript of the gene tyrobp, whose product is annotated as transmembrane immune signaling adaptor TYROBP. Gene Ontology annotation, biological process: positive regulation of microglial cell mediated cytotoxicity; microglial cell activation involved in immune response; negative regulation of B cell proliferation. The coding region runs from base 505 to 852 and encodes 115 amino acids. The transcript has 5 exons. NCBI's taxonomy places the organism in Eukaryota, Metazoa, Chordata, Actinopteri, Cypriniformes, Cyprinidae. Gene Ontology annotation, molecular function: signaling receptor binding. The record is from RefSeq and is a predicted model, not a curated record. Gene Ontology annotation, cellular component: cell surface.
UUAACACCCAUGUCCCUCUCACUAGCCUCUUGCUCGCAUAUCUACUUACUGCGAAGUGAAACUACAUUUACUAAGAAGGGCAUUUUGGGAAAAAAAAAGCAUAUGUUUUAAGUUGCAUGUCAUGUAAAUCAACUGUAUGCUCAGAUUUAGAUUUCAAUUUAACUUUGUACUUCAAACCUAGAUAUAAAUAUUCAAAUGUUGACAGGAUAAUAUGUAAACAAAUUUAGUACUGAACUAGGUUUUGUAUGUGAGAGUGUGUGUGUGUGAGCGAGGGAUAGCACAUCAGCACAUGUAGCUCCUCCUCAGUAUCCUUUUGUUCUAUUUUGAUGGAUGGUGAUAAGUCAUCAGCACAUACUCGGUGAUUUUUCACACACAGACAAUUUCCAUAUCAUUCAGUCUCAUAUUCAAGGUGUUUUAGCUCACGGGCAGUAAAAGCAUCUUGUGCACUUCUCAAGUCAGGGCUACACCAACCCAGAGCAAUUCUCUCCUAAACCUGCACUCAUUAUGAGAAGGACUGUAUACAUAAUGGUCCCCAUGAAUGGACUAUUCGGAUUUGUUGAGGGGAAUCAAGACUGCAGUUCAUGUUACCAGUUGGACAUUGGAGUGGCUAUUGGGAUCAUCACUUGUGACAUUAUCCUCACACUCCUCAUUGCUUUCUCAGUCUACUGUUUCAUUUCCCAUCAGAAAAGAAGAGGCAGUUUACAUACACAUGCCAGAUGCUGUGGGUCAGGUAAAGCAAAAACUCACCAGCCAUCUAUGAGGCCAAAGACGAUUGAAGUGGAAUCACCUUAUCAGGAACUUUAUGGAGUCCAAUCAGAUAUAUACAGUGAUCUUCAGCAGUAUCGGAAAUGAGGUGACUGUGUGACAUGUAAUGUUAGUCGUGGGUCUUGUGCAAACCUGAGAAUAUUUGUAGUUUGCAUACGUUUUUAAACUGUGUCACAAAUGUGUAUUUGGCAUUAAUAAGCUACAAUAAUUGAUUUAUACAGAAUUUUUUUUUUUUAAUCCAUGUGAUUGGUCAUGUGGCGCAUAUAUAAAUAUAUUUUCAUAGUUUGUGAAAAGGAAAUGAUUUUCCAAGAAUUUGUAGUUUUUAAUAUCGCUGUAAAAGUUUUUUUCAUCUUUGUCAUUUUUUUUUUUUUCUUUUAAACCUUUGUAAUGGAACUAGAUCAGAAUAUAAUUCCCUUGCUCUUUAUGUAGAAAUAAAUGUUUUGUUUUGAUUGUGUGGCCUUUGAUUAUUUCUUUGUCUACUUUUAUAGACAGCACAGAAAGGUGGACGAAGCCACACUCAAACAUGCACUUUUUUCCCCUUUUUUCUUUUUCUUCAAGUUGCUAAGGAAGUGGGUGCAAUGUAGCAGACCUGUUUAGAAAUCACAUGACAGCAGUGAAUCAGUUAAACAAAACGGAAAGGGUCCAUGUAACGGUUUGCAGUUCUUUAAGACUUUCUAAAUUUUAAGUCCUGAGUUUUAAAUCCUGAUAUUUCUGUGUGCUUAUGGCCAUUUUCAUUAUUGUAGAUUGCAUGAUUGCUCUGUGUAAGUCCAGUGUGAUGAUAAUUAAAAGAGCAAAUGAAACCAAAGGGUGUUUAACUUUUCGCCUGGCACAGAAAGCAAUUUAAUUUAGCUCUUAGUUUAAGUGUGACCACUUCCAACGUCCACAAGAGUGCACUAUUAUCUCAGUGUGUUACAUGUGUUACACGUUCUCUGUAAAUUCAGCCUCGGAUCUAUCAUUCAUGGCUUAUUUCGAAGCUCCUUUCAGUGCAGCUUACAGUAAUAAUGUAUAAUUCAGAUUUGAUGUCUCGUUUGUCUUUUAGUGAGCGUUCUGAGAUACUUGAGAAAAUGUAUUUUAUCACUCAUGCUGGACUAGCAUCCAAGGCUAUUGAAAUUUAAGUGGAUAUUUCAGACAGCAGCUGUCUGACUGUUUAUCAAACAUUGUUUUGUGAAAAUGAUGGUUCUCUACUACAGCAUAAACAACUUAAACCAUGUUCUGACAUAAUUAGACUCGCGUAGCCAGAUUGACUGAAGAACGCUGUGACUAAUGCAACAAACCAAAUUACACAGAGCCAGAACUGUGAAUAUAGCUUUGUGUUGAUUUUCAAGCAGCCUAACAAUUAAUACUAGAUAAUAAAUUGUUGACAACAUCCUGUAGCUCCAACAUGACAGUGCUGAACUGAAAUAGAAAAUUGAUGGUAAAGAAAUACCAUUAUCAGCGAUUUUCGGGACGCAAGAACGCACGAAGCUGCGUACGGUAGCAAGACGCGUCAUUGUUUACGUACAUGCGUAGAGUUGGGCUCAGCUCAGCUGCAUGUGUGUUAAAUCAUUCAGCAGAUUUUGUUUUCCACAUGGCUGGUUUUCUCCCUCAGUUCUGCUGGAUUGCUGAGUGUUCAGAACAGCAUCAAUUGGGGGGUAAAUAGAUUGGUCGAGUGGUGUGACUAUAAUGAAAUCAGUAUUAACAUCAAAAAAACUGAGGAGAUAGUAUUUGGGCCUGCUUCAGACAUUCAUACAACACCUGUUGUCAUACAUGAAGAGAACAUCAAACAAGUUGAAGUAUACAGGUAUCUAGGAGUAUGGAUAGACAACAAAUGAUCAUGGAGAGAUCAUAUAGAUAGUAUCUGCAAAAAAUCAAUGCAAAGAAUCUACUUUCUCCGUAGAUUGAGGUCAUUCGGAGUAAGAAAGCAGAUUCUCUUCUUAUUUUUUAUGUCUGUAAUCAUGAGUGUUUUGCAAUACUGUAACUCAGUUUGGUAUAUGAGUCUAUCUGUUAGUCUAAAAACAAAGCUAAUGAACUUACUAAAAAUGUGCUCCAAAAUAGUGGGUCAGCCACUUCAAAAAGCAUAUGAACUAUCCUACUAUAAUAAUCUUGUAAGAUUAGCCAGUAAUACUGUCUCUGAACCUAACCAUGUGUUGUAUGAUGAAUUUGUGCUGUUGCCAUCUAAUCGACGGUAUAAGGUCCCAAGAUACAGUCGAAUUAAGUUAAAGAAUUCAUUUGUACAUCAUGCUGUAUUAGUGUUGAAUAAAAGUAAA